Molecule: messenger RNA, 737 nt
Organism: Anthonomus grandis grandis
Lineage: Eukaryota; Metazoa; Arthropoda; Insecta; Coleoptera; Curculionidae
Gene: Psf2
Product: probable DNA replication complex GINS protein PSF2
Exons: 3
Coding region: 82-675 (197 amino acids)
Biological process (GO): double-strand break repair via break-induced replication; DNA replication
Cellular component (GO): GINS complex; nucleus
Source: RefSeq, a predicted model, not a curated record
GCUUAAACAUAACCUCAAUUUUUUUUAAGGUUAUGUCUAACAAAAAUACAACAAAACAAAGAAAUAAUCCAAAGUUCCCUAAUGGAUCCAGACGAAGUGGAGUUUUGGGCGGAAAAAACCCCCAUCCAGAUAGUUCCCACGUUUAACAGUAAACCGAUAUUCCUUAUCGGUGGGGACGUGGGGCCCUUCAGGGCCAGCAUACCCAUUAACGUGCCCCUCUGGCUAGCCAUUAAUUUAAAGAAACAACAGCAGUGCAAAAUUAUCCCCCCCGAUUGGAUGGACGUGGACCAUCUAACGGAACUGAAAGAAUCCGAAAAAAUUGAAAAGUCCCUUAUAAAAAUGCCUAGCGAGCACUACAUGGUUGAGGCGAAACUGAUCCUUGGAAAUGCCUCCGAUGACAUACCUCGGGCAGAUGAAAUUAGAACGAUUAUAAAAGACAUAUGGGACAUCAGGAUGUCCAAGCUAAGAUCCUCGAUGGAUUCGAUGGUUAAAAAUGUGUCCAUGUAUGCGGCAAUUGAUAAUAUCACUUUUAUGGAGAUGAAUUCGAUCAGGCCCUUACUGCCCCAUGCUCUGGAUCAAGUUUAUAGGAUUAAAAUUAGCAAAAAAGGUCCGGGACGGACCCAAGGCAGCAGCACAUUUUCACACUCCAGAACGGCCACGUCAUUUACAACAUAAUUUAAUUAAAAGUCCAUUUAUUUUAAUAAUAAAUAUAUCUUUUAUAAAAAAUAUUAUUGUUA